Molecule: messenger RNA, 1909 nt
Organism: Colias croceus (clouded yellow)
Lineage: Eukaryota; Metazoa; Arthropoda; Insecta; Lepidoptera; Pieridae
Product: delta(3,5)-Delta(2,4)-dienoyl-CoA isomerase, mitochondrial
Exons: 9
Coding region: 109-1017 (302 amino acids)
Cellular component (GO): mitochondrion
Molecular function (GO): delta(3,5)-delta(2,4)-dienoyl-CoA isomerase activity
Source: RefSeq, a predicted model, not a curated record
CCCUUGUUUGAUUCAAGUGAUCGCACUUUGAACUUUGAACGUAAAAAACAAUCAAACAAUAAAUAUUUUAUUUCGAAAGUUACAGUGAAAGAAGAUAAUUACGUGAAAAUGUUGUCGCAGUUCUCUAAAUCUAGUCAUGCGUCGAUUAAAACGAUGUCUCGCAUGCUUACAAGACUGUAUUCAUCAGAUAUACCUCAAUUUGAAACAUUAGCUGUAUCCAUGCCAAAGAAACAUGUUUUUCAUGUGGAAAUGAACAGACCAAAACAGUUAAAUACAUUUAGUGUAAAUAUGUGGAGUGAGAUGAGAGAUUGCUUCAUGUCCCUGAGUGACAAUCCAGAAUGCAGAGUUGUGGUAUUAUCUGGAAGAGGAAAGCAUUUUACUGGUGGCAUAGAUUUCAACAGUCUUAUCCAAGAAGGAAACAAGAUAUCUGAAAUCGAAGAUGUAGGACGACGGGCUAGAAUGUUUGAAAAGAUGAUAGUUAGGUUUCAGAACGGUAUUACCGCUUUGGAAGACUGCGUGAAACCGGUUUUAGUGAUAUCACACAACGCGUGCGUAGGCGCUGGCGUCGAUCUUAUAACAGCUGCUGAUAUGAGGUAUUGCACACAAGAUGCCUGGUUCCAAGUGAAAGAAGUAGAUUUAGGUUUGGCCGCUGACGUAGGAACUCUACAGAGAUUGCCUAAGGUAAUAGGCAAUACAUCAAUAGCAAGGGAACUGUGCUUCACAGCUAGAAAAUUACAAGCUAAAGAAGCAUUGGAAAUUGGUCUAGUUAGUAAGAUAUUCCCGGAUCAAGAUACGGCAAUAAAAGAAGUAUUAGAAAUCGCGGAAACAAUAGCUAAGAAGAGUCCCAUAGCUGUUCAAAACACAAAAAUAUGCAUGGUCUAUUCACAGAGCAGGCCUACUAAGGAUGGAUUAGAUCAUAUUAAAUUAGUGAACCAAUUGGCUUUGCAAAGUGAAGAUUUACGGAAAGCAGCUUUAGCUCAAGCCACGAAGACUGAAACUGAAUUUGAAAAUCUGUAAAUUAAAAUAAAACAAAUAAAUAUGUAACUGAGUGGUCAUACAAAAACGAUGCUUUUUUUAGAAGUUAGUUAAGUUUUCAUAAAAAUACAUUUUUUUUCAUAAUUUAUUCAUUGUCGUAUAAAUUAUAAAAGACUUUCGGAGAGGUAAGAUUUCCGAUUCACACAAUAUAAUAAAAUGUAUUAACUCUUUGCAUCUAUAGAAUAAUUAUUAUUUAGAAUAUAUUCUAUAUAUACAGUUCUUUAUAUUUAAUCGAAAAAUAAAUUACCUUUCUGGCGUUGUUUAUAUAAUAUAUUAUGUCCCUUUUCUUUUUGUGUGACCACUUUAAAAUAUUUAAGAGUUAUAUUUAUAAUAGUCAAAUAGCGUGAAAUAUGUCAUAAAGUAUUUUUGUAUGUAGUGUUUACACAUGUGUGUUUGUAAGUCUUUACCAUAAAAAUGGCUGAGAUAACGAAUAUAUUAUAAAACUGUUUCGAUAUCAUGUGUAAUUUAAAGAAAAUAGAAUAAGCUUAUACAGUUGUGAAUUUUUUAUAUAAGUUUUAUAUUUAUUAAAAUAAGGUAACUAAUAAAACUGUUGGAUUUUUAUUGAUUUAUUCAUUUCACUAUUGUUUCUAUUAAUAAAUUGAUGAUAUUUUCAUGUUAUUUGGCGAUACAAACCUUUUAAUACAGCGCCAUCUAGUUUAAAAAUGUAGAGAUUUUUUUAGAGAAAAUUACAUACCCUUCAGAGAUUUAAUAAUUAUUUUUUGGCCUGACGGUUUUUUUCCUUACUGUUUAGAAUUUAGAUUAUGAAUUAAGUUGUAAGUCCUAACUUGAUGUUUUUCUAGUGUUAUAAUUAUUAUACAUAUUAUAAUAUUGUCAUGUCUACUAAGUAUCGGGAACCAAAUAAAACUCAACGUAA